GCACCGGGGUGUAUUGGGCACCGGGGAGUAUUGGGCACCGGGGUGUAUUGGGUACCGGGGUGUAUUGGGUACCGGGGUGUAUUGGGUACCGGGGUGUAUUGGGUACCGGGGUGUAUUGGGUGCCGGGGUGUAUUGGGUACCGGGGUGUAUUGGGUGCCGGGGUGUAUUGGGUACCGGAGUGUAUUGGGCACCGGGGUGUAUUGGGCACCGGGGUGUAUUGGGUACCGGGGUGUAUUGGGUACCGGGGUGUAUUGGGCACCGGGGUGUAUUGGGCACCGGGGCAUAUUGGGUACCGGGGUGUAUUGGGUACCGGGGUGUAUUGGGCACCGGGGUGUAUUGGGUACCGGGGUGUAUUGGGUACCGGGGUGUAUUGGGUACCGGGGUGUAUUGGGCACCGGGGUGUAUUGGGUACCG
Volvox carteri f. nagariensis is the source of this 414-nucleotide messenger RNA. RefSeq lists its product as uncharacterized. The annotation marks the transcript as partial. NCBI's taxonomy places the organism in Eukaryota, Viridiplantae, Chlorophyta, Chlorophyceae, Chlamydomonadales, Volvocaceae. The record is from RefSeq and is a predicted model, not a curated record. The transcript has a single exon.